AUGUGGCUGCCUUCACCUGUAAUAAAUUCGGUUUGGUUGAACCAUGUAAACAGAGUUUUACUUAUAUACUACACGUACUAAUGAGAUGGAUUUGUGUAGAAUAAUUUUCAGCUAGAGAAAUGAAUCUUGUUUUGAGGAACACACAUCCAACAACUCGGUUACAUAGCGCAACAGUGAUUUUUUUUCAUGGCUCGGGUGACACCGGCUCAAAUUUACUAGAAUGGAUACGCUUCUUACUAGGGCGAGAUAUGGAGUUUGCACACAUCAAAGUGAUAUACCCCACAGCACCUUUCCAAGCAUAUACUCCAUUAGGCGGGGAAUCUUCAAACGUUUGGUUUGAUCGUCGGUCUAUUUCUAUAGAUGCUUUAGAAGAUCGAAAAAGUAUAUCCCGGAUUUAUGAAAAAGUCUGUGAUCUUAUUAAGAACGAACAGGAACUGGGUAUAUCACCAAACAGAAUUAUUGUUGGAGGGUUUUCUAUGGGCGGAGCACUUGCUUUACAUACGGGCUUUCAUUUAAACACGGAUUUAGCUGGAGUAUUUGCUUGUUCAUCGUUCUUAAAUUCAGAUUCAAUUGUAUACGAGUCAUUGAGUCAGAAGUUGGGAACCGAGUUCCUACUACCGGAGAUGCGAAUGUACCAUGGCGAUAGAGAUACACUCGUACCUUUAGAGUGGGGUAAGGGAACAUAUGAAAAGCUAAUACAGCUUGGUGCGAAAGGAAAUUUUAUAUCUCUCGACAACACUUUACAUGAGCUCAAGAAACGACAACUCUUAGAUAUUCAAGAGUGGAUAUUAAAAAAAUUACCUCCUCUCGAAAGUGAGUCAAGAAAUAAACUAUGAAAAGAAUAAUAUUAUUUGAAUGAUGUACAUAUGUUUGUUUCCAAAAAUGGGAAUUGAUAAAUUAUUGUCUGGAAUUAAUUACUGUUAUUUUGUAUAUAAUCAACUAUUAUGAGAUGCUGAUAAAUAAAAUGGUAAAAAGCGGAUGCUUA
Messenger RNA from Anastrepha ludens (Mexican fruit fly), 985 nucleotides. Its product is annotated as lysophospholipase-like protein 1. Gene Ontology annotation, cellular component: cytoplasm. The transcript has 3 exons. The record is from RefSeq and is a predicted model, not a curated record. Gene Ontology annotation, biological process: protein depalmitoylation. NCBI's taxonomy places the organism in Eukaryota, Metazoa, Arthropoda, Insecta, Diptera, Tephritidae. Bases 120 to 836 code for a protein of 238 amino acids. Gene Ontology annotation, molecular function: palmitoyl-(protein) hydrolase activity; carboxylic ester hydrolase activity.